AUGGCGGAUCAGAUACCCCGUUUCGCGACGUGCGUUUCGGAGGCGUUCGCUGACGGCAUUGUCGCGCUCAAGUUGACAGGCCGCGCCACGGCAGGUUCCCUGCUUCGAUCAUGGCUCUAUGUGCCAUUCGGGAUCGUCCUGAUGCUCCUGGCUGGAUGGUCUCUACGAUGGAUCAACGUGUUCUUCAUACCCACGUUCGUCCUUUUGCCGUUGAGUCCAUCGAUUGGCAUCGUGGAGGUCUUCAAGAUUAUUGCCGUAUUCAUUUUGGGAUUCGUUGCCAUGAUGGUCCUCACUGCGUAUAUGACGAGAUGGCUACAGAUCCUUACAGGCUCUUCCAAGAGAGCGCUGACAGAGCGGGCCGAAGAAUUGGGCGUGGAGGAUGAUCAGAUACCCGUGACAGAAGCACCGCCGAAUGAGAGCGCCCCCUCGUCGGCAGUAACCUCGGCGGCAGCGUCUACCGUUGCCCUGAACACCAUACAGCAGCCCCCGAGGUCUCAAGACCCUUCUCUUGUCAGACCCCAAGAUGCCUUCCAGAGCUUCGACGACAUAGUCGGCGGCUCCGAAACUGAGAGGCGAUUUGGCCAACCGACGCAAUCUCCAUUAGCACCACUACGGUCCCGACAGUGGGCAGCCUUCUUGACGACAAACCUGGACUGGAUAACCUACCUCUCCAUCUUCUUCCUUGUGGGUAUUCCCGUUUACUACGCGAAGGGUUAUGCCAUGCCGCUCCACCUCACAAUCACAAUCCUGGCAUAUUUCACAGCCAUGAUGCUCCCGCCCCAAUGGAGGCAGUACCUGCACCCCGUCCUCGUCUCCGCGCUCCUCACCGUGCUCACAACCUGGGUCUUUGCCCUUACUCGGGGCCAGGACCUCCACACCGCCCUCACCGAGUACCGGACUGGCCUCAAAUAUCUCCAACUCUGGCAAGGCACCAAGGCCACCACCAACAGCAACAACAACCAGCAGCAGCUGCUGCCGGGCGCAGGCGACGUGUUCGGCACCGUCCUCGACGCGAGCAUCGUGUCCUUGGCCCUGCCCAUGUACCAGCACCGGCGCGAGCUGCGCUCGCACUUCGCCGCCAUCGUCGUGCCCAACGUCGUGCUCGCCGCCGGCUCGCUGUUCGCCUACCCGCCCGCCUGCCGCGCCGCGGGCAUCGGCGCCGAGCGCGCCCUCGCCUUUGCGGCCAGGAGCCUGACGCUCGCCCUGGCGAUCCCCGCGACGGACAACCUCGGCGGCGACGCCAACACGGUCGCCGCCGUCGCCAUCAUGAGCGGCAUCGUCGGCGCGCUGGUCGGGCAGAGGAUGCUGGCGAUGCUGAAGAUCCCUGAAGACGACUAUGUCACCCGCGGAGUGACACUUGGGGCAAACUCAUCCGCCAUUGCAACGGCUCUCCUGCUCAGGACCGAUCCCCGCGCCGCUGCCCUAUCGAGUCUUUCCAUGAGUUUGUUCGGCACGGUUACCGUUUUACUCACGUCUAUCCCACCGAUACGAGAUUUAGUCCGCUCUUCAGUCGGGCUCUAA
This is a messenger RNA of Phialemonium atrogriseum, 1521 nucleotides long. RefSeq names its product LrgB-like family-domain-containing protein. Bases 1 to 1521 code for a protein of 506 amino acids. The transcript has 5 exons. The record is from RefSeq and is a predicted model, not a curated record. Lineage: Eukaryota; Fungi; Ascomycota; Sordariomycetes; Cephalothecales; Cephalothecaceae.